Messenger RNA from Pseudocercospora fijiensis CIRAD86, 945 nucleotides. RefSeq lists its product as uncharacterized. Gene Ontology annotation, molecular function: cytochrome-b5 reductase activity, acting on NAD(P)H. The record is from RefSeq and is a predicted model, not a curated record. Gene Ontology annotation, biological process: ergosterol biosynthetic process. Bases 1 to 945 code for a protein of 314 amino acids. The transcript has 2 exons. NCBI's taxonomy places the organism in Eukaryota, Fungi, Ascomycota, Dothideomycetes, Mycosphaerellales, Mycosphaerellaceae.
AUGGCCCCCUUAUUCUCACGAACCUCCAGAGCUCUCCCAUACUUGACUGGGGCAGCAGUAAUUGGUACUGCAGGAACAAUAUACUUGUCAACGCAGCGGCGUCCUCUCCUACUAGACUCAGCACAGAAUGCACCCACCAAAACGCUUGCAUUUCCUAAGACUAUGCUCUUCAGCCAAGAGCUGACAGUGCUCAAAAGCGAGCAGAUCAACCACGAUACCAAGAAGAUUACAUUCUCUCUGCCUGGAGGUGAUGGAGAGGUUUCAGGCGUGCCGACCGGAGCGGCUGUAUUGACACAGCAUACGCCGACAGGGAAGUGGUUUCCAGUCCUUCGACCGUACACACCAAUCUCAGACCCGGAGGAACGUGGCGCUCUCCAGCUACUCGUGAAGCAGUAUCCUAAUGGACGAGCUUCCUCGCAUAUGCAUUCGUUGGCACCCGGCCAGAUCUUGAGAAUUCGUGGUCCAAUACCAGGCUACUCCUACACUCCAUCGCAAACGCCGGUCGAUCUUCUGUUCGUAGCCGGGGGUGCUGGGAUUACCCCAAUAUACAGCCUCGCGAAAGGAGUGCUCAGCGGUGCAGAUGAUCAAACAAGAAUUCAGCUACUUUGGGGUGUGAAUGGUACAAGAGAUAUAGUACUCCAGAAAGAGCUUGAACAGCUGGAGAAGCAAUAUCCGGGGAGACUGCAGGUGACUUACUGCGUUUCUGGGCCAGAGGGUAGACCUGAAGCGCCUAGCCUCGGAGACGAGCAGAAAUACAAGAAAGGAUACAUCAAUCAGAGUGUGCUUCAAGAAGCCAUCGCUCGCUGCGAAAAGGGCAGCUUCGGAGAUGCCAAAGGCACAAAGGUCUUCCUCUGCGGGCCGCCGACAAUGGAAAACGCGAUUGCUGGGAGUGGUGGUGUCCUUGGUCAACUCGGCAUCUCUAAGAAGCAGAUACACAAGUUUUGA